Molecule: messenger RNA, 11852 nt
Organism: Xiphophorus hellerii (green swordtail)
Lineage: Eukaryota; Metazoa; Chordata; Actinopteri; Cyprinodontiformes; Poeciliidae
Product: potassium voltage-gated channel subfamily A member 1
Exons: 2
Coding region: 3594-5321 (575 amino acids)
Biological process (GO): potassium ion transmembrane transport; protein homooligomerization; action potential
Cellular component (GO): voltage-gated potassium channel complex; intercalated disc; membrane
Molecular function (GO): delayed rectifier potassium channel activity; protein binding
Source: RefSeq, a predicted model, not a curated record
UUCAUUACAUAAAACUCACUGAAAAACAAAGUUUAGGUUCAUGUUCUUUUUUCCCCCAAAGAGUGGAGUUUAUGUUGUUAGUUUUCUGUUAGAAGCAAAUUUUACAUCUUUUAUUCCAAAAAACGUCUCACUAAAAGAACCCAGGAACAACGAAGAAGCUUAAAGUGUUGACUACAUGUCAAACAACGGAUAAAUCUUUACCGCUAAAUGAAACAUAUUUAGUUGAAUCUUUUUCUGCAUCUAAAAAAAUUUGCAACAUUAAAAUCUUAACUUUGUUUCAGAAAUUUAAUUAAUAAUAACUUGUAAACAAAAUACAUUCAUUAAAUAGACUGACAUAUGUUCCUAAAAGUUAGUUUACUGGAGAUGCACCAAAAUCUGGAACAAACUUCUAGAAAACUGUAAAACAGCUGAAACACUGAGUUCCUUUAAAUCAAAACUAAAUACCCACAUGUUUAGAUUUGCUUUAGAACCAUAAUAAUUAGAACACUGAACAAAAUAUUGGAUGUUUAUUGAUGAUUUUGUUGAUGUCAAUCGACUGAUUUCUCAGUUGGUGUUUUUCUGACUUGUUAUUUUUGUGUUUUUCUGAUAUGGAGCACUUCAGACUGCCCUGUGAAAUGUGCUACACAAAUAAACUUGAUUGAUUCUUUAGUGCUGGAUUUCUAGUUAAAACAGGGGUGUCCAAACUUUUUGUCACGUCGGCUAAAAUCAUCGAGUGAAAAAGACUUGAGGGCCAAAAAGUUUUUUUUUUACCCACUCAAUAAUAAACUAAACAUGCAAUAUUUAAAUUAAACAACAUAAUCACAUUUGUUGCUGGAAAAGGACUUGUAAAUUAUUCUAGAUCCAAACCUUAAAAAGGGCUCUGCUGAUUUGCCUUAUUAAAAAUAGUUUUGCUAACUUGAUAGCUGAAAAAAAGACCACAGUUUAAUCCAUUUUUAUGAAUAGAACGAUGUGAUUUGUCAAAAUUUGUUUUAUUCUUUGAAUGUGGAUGUUAUUUUGUUUAGUCAAGAAGUUGUUUCUUCAGAGUUUUGUUGAUUUGAGUUUAAGUUCAGUUGGUGGUUACCAUAGUAACCAGUAACUGCCAGCUCCUCCCCUUUUCUGUUGCCAUCGGUAACUGUAGAACUUAUUAGGAUCAGCUCCCUGUUCCCUUUACAAGUAUUAUAUUUUAACACAUAUUUAAACAAAUUUAAUCAUAUACAGUGUUUUAUUUGUAAUUUUGCUAUAUUUUGUAUAUGUUUUCAACUGUUAUUUUUAUUAAUGUUGUCCAUGUUUCAUUUUACAAAUGUCAACUGCUGCUAACUGCUAUUAAAUGCUCGUUAUUUAGGGUUAUUUAUUGCAUUUUAUUUAAUGUAUGGGGCAGAAGCUGCUGGCUGAUGUUAACCACUAACUUGACUUUCAGUUUUAUUAAAAAAUUAAGUGAACCUGAAUGUGUCUGUCGUGAAGUCAACCUACUGGACCUGAGACGAACAUAGAAGGGUUACAAAUGCAAGAUUAAAACACCAUAUGUGAAACUGGAAACAUGAGUUUCUGUGUUGAACAUUUGGCUUUUUCUCCUCUACCAACGUCUCCUUUCAUCUUUUUUGUACCCAAAACCAUGAAGCUCCAGUUUCACAUGCUCCACUCUGUCGUUAUCCGCAUGACAAACUUCAUGAAGUUUAUUGUAAAAGCGCCCUAAUGGCCGUAUCCAGUGCGUGAAAUCGCUGCGUUGCCAGUGGCCAGUCACACAGUGAGAUGGAUGGGUGAUGACGACUCAUUAUUCAUGGCUGCGGCAGUCUGAGGAGAGUGCAUUUAAUCCAGGGGCGGGAAGAUGCACAUAUUUCUUAUCAUGAUUAGGCUGCAGCAUCAGAUAAGGAACAGGAUAAAUUUAGUGCUCGCGCUUUGUUUUCUAAUCCAGCCAGGGGGCGAAGAAAGUAACCUUUUAAAUAGGUCACCUUCUCUGCUUUUAGAGACAACUGAACGAGCUGCCAGCGAGUGUCUGCGUGUUUGUGUCCUUUACAAGGGGAAGAAUACAUUUCAGACAUCCAGCGGUACAUUUAGAGCGGGCCUCAGCUAAAGGGUAACCCGGGUUCUGUUUUUAUUUUAAAAAAUAUGAAGCAAAUGAGGAAAAAUUACACCUUUGCUAGUUUGUAGUCGGAAAGUCCUGAGCGAAGCAAAUGAAGAAUAAUUCAGAGGUUAAUGAACCGAUUUCUGAACUAUUAGCUGUGUUUCCAUUAACAUAUCUUUUGCUUUUAUCAUUCAGAUGUGUAGUUUCUGAUUUUCUUUUAAAGCAUGCAUUGCUUGAACUUUAGCAAAACAUCUAAAUGCCUCAAUGCAUUGAGUUGCUGCAACUGGAGAGGUACAGCUAACGCAGUAUGUCCUGAUUAACUGAGCUCCAGAGUGCUGAGUACUGCUUUCAAACUGGAGAAUGAAAGCAGUUUGUAAUUGUAAAGAAAAGAGGAGGGUCUUCAAAGCAAGAAGGACAAGAAACAUUGGGACAGGGAGCAGAGUGUGGCCCCGGGCCCCGAACUUUCCGCCAGAGAAGAGAGGAGGACACAAAGGCAACAAGGAGGCUGGAAUGAAAGAGUCUACAGACGCGUCACAUGGGAUGAGGUUAUCUGAGGUCAGACUGGAGAAAGGUGCAUUUUAAAAACAGGAAAGGGUUUGGAUUAGGUAAGUCGAAAUAUUAUGAAAAAAAGUUGGAAUAAUACCAGUAAAGUCAUAAUAAUCUUAGAAUAAAUAUGACAAAAAGUCUUGCUAUUAUGAGGAUAAAGUUGUUAUAAUGUGAGAAAAAAAAGUCGAAAUAUCAGAAUAAAGUCAGACAAUAAGGUCAUACAACAAAUGUCAAAACAUUACAAUAAAGUUUAAACAUUACGAGAACAAAGUCGUAAAAUGGUAGCAAAACGUCGUAAUAACACCAUAAAUCAUGACAUCAGCAGAAUGGUCAUAAUAUGAGAUUAAAGUCAAAAUUUUGUCAAAAUUCUGAGAUUAAAAUAAGAAUUUUAUUAUUAUUAUUAUUAUUGGUGGCCCUUAUCCUCUUCUGUAUAUACAUACUUCAAAAAAAAUCAAUGACUUGUGUUUGUAAAGCCCCUAAAUGUGAACAAAUUUAAAGAACUAUAAAAAUCUUCCGAUGUGCUGUUCAGUAAAUGUUCUUUAUUAAUCUGAUCAUCAGUCAGUUUGACUUCAAAAUUGGUUAAUUUCCAAGAAAUAAGAAGAUGUGCGAUGAAUCCUGCAAGAAAGCAGAAAGCUACUCUUGGAUCAUGAAAACUGUCAGUGCGCGCAACAAAGAGAGAGAGAAAGAGCGAGAGAGAGGGAGGAAAAUAGAGAGAAACAGAGAGAGAGAGAUUUUCAGCGGCGGCUGAGCGCUUAAACCGCCCAGGAACAUUUAUCCAGCCAACUGUCUCAUCCGGGUCUUCCUCCUCCUCCUCUGGGUUUAGAGUUGACUUUCUUCUGCGCUUCUUGGAGCGGCAGCAGCAACACAUGCCUGCCUGUGCAGCGGAGCCGCGGCUGUGAUUCAGAGCGCAGCUCCGUCUACAUCACCGGCUCACCGGGAGGAUGUCCGCCGCGCCGCUCAACAAGUCCCCGCUGUUUUUCCCCCGUUAACCGUUGAUGGCGGCGGAAUGGAGAUAGCCUUGGUGAGUUUUGAGAACGGCGGCGCUAAGGGGAGCGGCGGCGGAGGAGGCGGCGGCGGCAAUGCCGAAGAGAGCUGCCGGAACGCACUGGAGGUCCCUCAGCCGGGGUUUGUUCAAAGUGGACUGGGAGAGGAGUUCGGUAAGGAGCUGAACACCCGGGGGAGUCCCCAGCAGCAGCAGCAGCACCAACAGCAGCAGCAGCGCAGCCCCUGGAAGAUCAACGACAUGAACAACACUCUGAGCUGCAGCGAGAACGCCAUGGAUGCGCUUUUACGCGCGGACCACAGUCCCCACCUGUUCGACGAGGACAUGCUGGACAUGGACAUGGACACCGAGAGCAACGAGAGGGUCCUCAUCAACAUCGCCGGGCUUCGGUAUGAAACCCAGCUGGGUACCCUCAACCAGUUCCCGGACACUUUGCUGGGAGACCCGGCCAAGAGGAUCAAGUACUUCGACCCGCUCCGGAACGAGUACUUCUUCGACCGCAACAGACCCAGCUUCGACGGGAUCCUCUACUUCUACCAGUCCGGGGGGAAGAUCCGCAGACCCGUGAACGUUUCGAUCGAUGUGUUCGCGGAUGAGAUCCGGUUCUACCAGCUGGGAGAAGAGGCCAUGGAGCGGUUCCGAGAGGAUGAAGGGUUCAUCAAGGAGGAGGAGAAGCCGCUGCCGCAGAACGAGUUCCAGAAGCAGGUCUGGCUCAUCUUCGAGUACCCGGAGAGCUCCAGCCCGGCGCGGGGCAUCGCCAUCGUGUCCGUGAUCGUUAUCACCAUCUCCAUCAUCACCUUCUGCCUGGAGACGCUGCCGGAGUUCCGGGAUGAGCGGGAGCUGGCGGUCAGCAGUCGGCUGGACAACAGCACCGCGCCCCGGCCGUCCCUCACCUUCACCGACCCCUUCUUCAUAAUCGAGACCACCUGCGUCAUCUGGUUCACCUUCGAGCUGAUCGUGCGCUUCUUCGCCUGCCCGAGCAAGUCCGAGUUCUCCAAGACCAUCAUGAACAUCAUCGACAUCAUGUCCAUCAUGCCUUACUUUAUCACGGUGGGCACGGAGCUGGCGGAGCAGCAGGGCCAGGAGCACCAGAACGGCCAGCAGGCCAUGUCGCUGGCCAUCCUGAGGGUCAUCCGCCUGGUCCGGGUCUUCCGGAUCUUCAAGCUCUCGCGGCACUCCAAGGGGCUGCAGAUCCUGGGUCAAACCCUCAAGGCCAGCAUGCGGGAGCUGGGUCUGCUCAUCUUCUUCCUCUUCAUCGGGGUCAUCCUCUUCUCCAGCGCCGUGUACUUUGCGGAGGCCGACGAACCGGAGUCCCAUUUCUCCAGCAUCCCGGACGCCUUCUGGUGGGCCGUGGUCACCAUGACGACGGUGGGCUACGGCGACAUGCGGCCGGUGACUGUCGGGGGGAAGAUCGUGGGCUCCCUGUGCGCCAUCGCCGGCGUCCUGACAAUCGCGCUGCCGGUUCCGGUCAUCGUCUCCAACUUCAACUACUUCUACCACCGGGAGACGGACCAGGACCAGUCCAGCCUGAAGGACGAGCCCAGCGGGGGGCCGGAGAGCCCAGAGGUGAAGCGCAAAGGCAGCAGGACGUCGGUGAAGUCUCAGGAUGUGGAGAAGAACGAGUCCGACGGCGCUUCGGUGGAGAAGGCGAACAUUAAAGCCAACAGCAGCAUGGACUUCAAGAAAUCCCUUUACGCGUUUUGUCUUGACACGCGGGAGACGGAUCUGUAGCCCCGCCGGGUCGGGCUCCUUCUGACCCAUGAACUCGGUUCUGACUAAAACUUUCCUCCCACAUCCAUCAGUGCAUGCAUGCAGCAGAGCGGCCCUUUAAACCUGCAGGAAAACAUGAACUCUGCGGGCUGCAAGAUGAAUUAGUGGGAAAUGGGACAUCAGGCCUCAGCAGAGGAUAAUCAGGGACAAUCAGGACUCUGGAUAAUUACUGGACAUGGCGGAGGAUUAACCACACUCUGUGUACAUAAUGUAGGAAGAGAGAGGGGGAAAAUACUUUAUUACUUCCUACACUUAGUCAUGAUGUUUACAUCAAGCAGAUGUGUACAUAUUCCCCACAUCAAGCUGGAGAUUUUUGGAUUUGGUGUUAAUUUCUUCUCUUUUUUGGAAGGAUAAAAGUCUAUUUUUGAGAUGCAGACACUCAGGUUUUAUGGAAGAGCUGAAAUAUUUUUUUUUUGUAACUGAGAGUGGACCUCAGCCUUGUCGUUUGUGUCCGAUUCGUUUAAAUUAAAGAACUUUUUAUUUGCGAGGGGGAAAAUAAUGGACAGAAAACAAAGAACAGGAGCCAAGAAGAGACGACAGAGCAGAAAGGAUGUGGAGAAAUCGACUCUGAAACCAGAGAGUCGAAGCCCUGCCCUCCGACCAUCAGGGGAGUCGAUCGGACCGCAGGAACAGAACCAUCUGCUGCGCUUCCAGUCAGCAUCAACAGUCCUGUUCUUGGAACUCUGUGCCUUCAACCAAAACUCAUCCUGUGUUUUUGGGUUUUUACUUUUCCCUUGGAGCAGCUUUCGGAUGAUUUUAUUUUUCUUCCUGACGGAUGAAGGAGGGCCUGGGAAUCGAGCUGCUGUCUGUCUGUGGAAACGAAGAAAAAAAAAAACAAUCAAACACAUCCAGGAUUUUCAUCUUUGGAUCGUUUUAAUGUGUUUCUUUUUUCUACAAAUUGUGUCAGUGAUUUACUUCCUAUUGGAGGAAAUCCCUCGCUGUGCAAUAUAAGUCCAUAUUUCUGUGAAGUUGUCAUGUGGAUGUAGAAUCAGGACAAACAUUUUGGUUUAUUUUUGUAAUAAUGUUUUUCUGAUUUCUAUUUUUCUAAAACAAUGUGAGACAGAUGAAGGGGAAAAAAAGAACAUUUUGAAGGAGAACGGAUGCUUGGAUGUGGUUUUUCCUCUAAUAUUCCCCUUUCCAAAGCCAUCAGAGAUGAUGCAUUCAGGGUCACACAGUCUGGGACGGACACAUCAGCUCGUCUCAACUGGAGCUACUUUUUAGGUGAUGUCUUCUGUAAAUUCAGGCGCCUAAAUCUGAAGUGUUUAGUAUUCUCUACCUUUGUGUGGCCUGUUCUUCUUGCUGUCGUUUUGUACCUACAUAUCAAUCAGGAAAUGGGAAGUCAGAAAAAGGAACGAGAAAAGAUGGAAAACACUCUGAGUUCUCAAACAGAGUCUAAAGUAAAUGACAAAAAGCUUGAAGCUGAGUUUACACUGCAUUUAUUUUAAUAUUUCUUUUAGGUUUUUAACUAACUCAGAAGCUAACAAAAAUAUUUAAAAACAUCCGUAGAAACCUCUGCCUCCACAUGUUAUUACUUUCCUGGAACUUCCAUGUUGCUUUCAUAAAUCCUUAAAGUAAUUUCCUGGAAGACGGUACUUUACAAAAACUUGAAGGUUACUUUCUUGAAACCCUAGACCUACAUUUCAGUAAUUAACAUGUUACCUUAUGAUUCUUUAAUAACUUAAGUGUUUUAAAUUAGAAGAUACUUUUCUUCUACUGUGCUUUCUAGUAAUAUUCAAUUGCAUUUCAUCAAAAGCUACUAUUCUAAAACUUGGGGGUUUCUGCCCUGAACUUGCAAGUUACUUUUCAGUAACAUGUCAUUUUCUUUAAGGUAACAUGUAAGUUACGGGAAAAUAUCAUGUAAGCAGCAGGUAAAAAACAAAUAAAUAGCCCAUUAAGUACAUUCUGAGUCGCUGGAACAUGCCCUUAAAGUUCUAGAAAGUUAAGAGAACGUAACAUGAAAUCCUGGCUGUUCCCUUUAAGAUACGGUAAAGUAAUCAACAUUCCCAUGAUAAAUAACCUAAAAAUCCCAAUUAAAGUAGCCUGAAAGUGUCAGGAAAGUAAUAAGUAAAUUCUUGAAAUCUGUAGAAAGCACCAUUUAAGAUUCAAGGAAAUAAGCAGUGGUGGGCAUUUAGCUUAUUUGAAAUUGUUUGGCAAAUUUAGUUUCCUCUAAAUUCUAAAGAGCUAAUUUACUUGGUUGUUUAAGUGAACUUUCAGUUGAAUAAACUGAAUUGACAUAUGUCUUGAUGUUUUGGUUAUCGACUGUUAAGAAUUCUCCAAGUAGUUAGACGUUUAUAUUCAUGCUUUUAUUUUGAAGUGAGUGAAGACUGUUUAUACAACAGUUCCAUUUCCUCUCCUCAUGUUCUCCAUCUGUGAUGCGGUGCAGCAGUUGAGGUUUAUUCUGUACCCAGAAUGCACCAUAAACACUUUAAAAUCUACUGAUGUCCUGCAUGUUUUUUGACCGAAGUCCUACAGUCAAGUUAGCAACAACUAUAAAAUUUAAAACAUGAGUGAAAUAUCUGCCCCAAAGAAUCACUUUCAGAAGUGAAACCGGAUAAGUAAGUGUGCAAAAACAAAUUUGUCCCAACAGAGGGGGAUAACAUAUGUCAACAUGUUAACAUGGUUGAAUUUAGCGCUAGCAUUAGCUUCUGCUAAAUACUAUUGGUAGUGCUUCAACAUUAGCAGAACUAAUGUUUAUGAUUAUUGCUUUAAGUUUAGUGCCAUAUGGUUGUAUGAACAAAAGUUCUUGUACUGGAGUGUUUUUUUUUUCAUUUUCUGCUUCAAUAGUUAUGCUAGCAGUUUACAUUUUGAUCAGAUGCAGAUUAACAUGCAAAGACAGUGAAGGCGGGGCAUGUAAAACAUCUGUGCGAAUAGCCCACCGCUAUGUGGGUCAUGUUUCUGCUCAUAAUGGAACAAUACUCGAACUUUAUUCAGAUAAUCUGUAACACGUCUUCCACAGAAUGGAAGAAAGGAAGCUUUUUAAUCUAUUACAACACAAUGGAGAAAAUGAGGUUUAAUUGGCAGCUAACAUUAUUUUAAAAAUCCAAGCAAUUUUCAUUAAAAGGGCUCUGUUUGAGAAUUUCCUCCUGUUCUGUUACUUGUCUUCUGUUUUCUGCACUUAUAAACUGUGCUCCAUGUCUCCUUGAUGCUGCUAUCCAUGUCCUGUGUAGAUUGAUGUUCAGCCUAAGUCCUGGCACAACAUCCUCUGUUAGCGCUCCUGCUAUGUUUUUACUGGAUCCUUUGAUUUGAUCAUGAAAUCAAAUCAAUCGAUCCAUGGUAAUUCUGGUUCAGUUUAUGGCUCCAGUAAAGCAAAUUCAGAGAUGUAUAUUUAUUUUUUGCGUAGUAUUUUCGGUUUACAAGCAAAGAUAUCCCUUUGGCACCAAGUGUACAUGGGCAUUAAAAUGUACAGUAAUUUAGUAAAUUGCUGUAGGACCUUAAGAAUUAUAUGGAUUAUAAGCACGAACAUCCAUUAACUCAGGGGCCAAUGUAAUAUUAUUCUCAGUCAGGGCAUAAGUUAGAAAAAAGCCAAAUAUAUUCAAAACAUUCAACAUUUUAUGUGCUAUAAACAAACUUUCAUCAACAUCCAACUUUGAGGAGUUUUUAUUAUCUUGUUUUCUUAAGAAUAUGAAAAGAUAGUUUAAAAGCCACCAAUUGAGACUGAUGCUAAUGUGCAAAGGCAAAAACCUCAAAGGACUCGAGAGACCUUGGAGGUCCUAAAGAGAUAACUCUGAUUACAGAGAUUCAGAAACAGGACAAACCAGAAGCCUGGUCCUCUAAAAGCUGGAUCCUCUGUAGGCCCAGUCCUUCGUCAUGUGGAUAUAUACAUGAGCUGCGUGCAUAUUUCAUGUAGAAUAUAUUCAAUCUAUCACCACCUAAAUCUGACUGUGACUGAAGUAUGAGGUGCUCCACCAAACCGGUUCUUUCUUAGCACCAGUGGUUUUUAAGUUCCCACCUUGUCUGUCACUGUGGCAUUGGUUUAAUACCAGCUUUCUAAAGACCGUUCACAAACAGAACACAAAACAGUGGCAAUCAAAAUGAUGAAAAAUCAUGGACUGUUUCUCAAUAAUAAUGAGGUAUCUGGUGUUAAAAAAACACAGUUAACUGAGUCACAACUCAGGAACUUCAUCCUCCAAAAGACUGACCCUUCAAGGGAAUUGCCAUCGAAAAGAUUAUUCCUUUCAACGAUUAGUCCUCUCAACGAACAGGUCUAUUUAGUGACAGGUUCUCCGCAUCCAGGGUUUUAAGUCCAAGGUUUGGCAAAGGAACCUAGGCUUUCAAAGUCAAAGCCCAGAAAAAGAUGUUACGUUUUAAAGAUGAUUUCUCCAUAAGCCCGGCCCUCUAAAGGUUGGAUCCCCUAAAGGGCCAGUCCAUUGUCACGUGGCUUUAUCUUUGAGCUGUAUUACCUUGACAUAGAGAACAUACUGUAAGUUACUAUAUAUCACUGCCUAAUUCAUGCUGAGACCUGUGUAUUUUAGGAAAUUAGGGGGUUUUCACAAACUGCUACAACUGCUUUCCAUUUGACAAAUUCUUCAAAGGUCUUGCCCAAAAGAUGAUGCCUGCAAAAGCUGAGCCCUCCUAAAGACGAGUCCAUCAAACAUUGUGCCAAGAAAAUAGCAGACUAUCCAGUUCCACAGUACUAUGAAGAAAAUGUCCCCUGAAGACAGACACUCAAAAAAAUAGGUUUUUUGAAAGUUGAUUCCUUAAAAGGCUUGGUUCAGGUAUUUAACCUUCAAAAGACUAGUUCCUCAAAAGAUGAUUCCAGAUCCUCUGAAAAAGGAUUCUUUCAAAGACCCGAUCCUUCAGAUGACAGAUCCUCCAACAGAUAGGUUCCCAACCCAAAGAUAUUUCCAAACGCUUGGAAGUUUUCUGAAGGAUGGGUCUUUCUUUGUUAAGAUGUCCUGUCUUUGGCAAGUCAGGGAUACCAUAUAUAGAAGGUAGUUGUCUCUUUUGUCAGGGAAAAUUUGCUCUACACAUAGAAUAUCCUAAGAUGGCAUUUUAAUUGCAUGAUUAAACGUAAGAAAAUCCAGACUGCAUCAAGCAUCAAGGAGGGCCACCAAUCACAACGAUGUGAUAGUAACCUGUGUAAUCUAGUAAUAUGGCUUUCAACCAUCUGGAUUAUAUUUGUGUCUGUCCGUGUAUGUGAGUGGGUGGGUCAGUGUAUGUGUACAAAUAAUUUGUGUUGAGAUGGUGUAUGUGAACGUGCCAUCUGAACUCAAACGAUCAGGCCAGGAAGGGUACAUUACUGUCCCCCCUGGUGAGCUAGCCCCUAAGAGGUCAAGAGGGAGGGAUGUCCACCAGUGACCAUGGCUGGCCUGUCACAUUCUCUGGAGCCAUAGCCCACCCAGCAAGAGCCCACCACUAUGGCUGUGAUCCACACAAGGAAGUCCUCCCAGCCUCAAUGGUACUGUCAGAGAUCUCAGGCCACCCUACAUCCCCACCCAACACCAAAUCAGCAUAGGCCUGUCACAUGGGCAGGAUGUGGAAAGGAUGUCCAAGGUGCAAUAAAAUUGGGGUUGUGGCUGAGGUGUGUGAGACUCCACUACUUGGUGACUUCAGAGUCUCCCCAAUCGCAAAGCCCUGAGUGUCUGUAGUAUACUAAAACUGAGUUCAAACAUUGUAGAGAGGAAAGCACUCUACCAAUGCUUUCAAGAUCCAUCUUCCCACAAAGAUCCUUCUAAAGUGUGGUAUUGAGAGAAGGUGCUGGUACGAGUCCCAUUGGGAGAUGGGUCCUUCAAAAGAUAUAUCCUCCUACUGACACCCCCUCCAUGAAAUGAGUUAUUAAAAGGACAAAAAGUCAUAACCCUGUCCUGUGAAUAACUGAUUCAACAAACAUUAAGCUCUGUGAGGGGUUGUGUGUCUGAAGACAUUCGAGAGCUAAUAGCCAGUUGUACGUUAAACUGGUGAUUUGCUUUUGGUGCAAAAUCUCCUUAGUGGGCUAUGCUUUUAUUUCAUUGUUGAUCGUUUGAUCCCUGGCUCAUCACCCAAAUAUUUUAGUUUGGGUGAUGUCCAUCAACAGCUGUUGGAAAAAUCUGCUUCACUGCACACAUUUUUCUGUCGUCAUACUAAAAUAAACCUUAAGAGGUACAAACAGCAGAAUCUGCUAACUUGGCUGCUUCAAAUGAUAUAUUUUCAGUUUGUAGACUCACCUGCUCAGUGUAGAUUUCCUUCUGCAUGAACUUAUGUGGAUCCGUCCUCAACGUUCAGGUCCACCUGAAGACAUUGUGUUCAGCCUUCAGUCGUUUUUCAUCUUCCUAGUGGAGUCGGCAAACUGCAGACCUCCAGGUACCUUCACUGACAACAUCCCUCCUGAAAACAAAGCUGCCAAACUUCUCUGAAGAAGCCAAACGUCUCUGUGUGUAUCAGUGGUUUUACGUGUUUCACAUCAUCCUGUUAAUGUUUCAUCGUGUUUUUAACUGCAACAAUCCUGUUUGUUACGUUGUUGGUCAUAUAUGCAGAAGAGUUAUCAAAUAAACUGAAAUAAACUCUUAAGACUCA